AUGGAGUUCCUUUCUCUCAACUUAGAGAACCAGUCUCCACUACCACCAAAGCCGAAUCUUCUACGUCAGAUCAUCGUCGUGGCGUCUAUCGCCGCCGGUGUUCAGUUUGGAUGGGCUUUACAGCUAUCCUUGCUGACACCCUACGCCCACCUCCUUGGUAUCCCACAAGCUUCCGCAGCUUACAUCUUAUUUUGCGGACCAAUAAGUGAGAUGCUCGUGCAGCCCAUAGUAGGCUACUAUAGUGACCGCUGCACGUCGUGGUUUGGACGACAGCGGCCUUUCAUUGCUCUCGGCACCUUAGCGGUCGCCAUUGCAGUGCUUUUUAUAGGCUACGCUACUGACAUGGGACACAUGUUUGGUGACUCGCUUGAGAAGAAUGCCCGCUCGCGCGCCAUAGCCAUCUUCGUGGUCGGGUUCUGGAUCCUCGACGUUGCUAACAACAUGCUUCAAGCUCCUUGCUGGGCAUCCCUUGCCGACCUCGCCGCCGGAGACCAACGGAAAAUGCGGACGGCCAACGCUGGCUUCUCGUUCUUUGUGGGGUUGGAAAACUUCCUAGGAUACGCCGCUGGUUCCUACAGCGGUCUCCAUCACAUUUUCCCGUUCACAAGAACGAAAGCGUGCGAUGUAUACUGUGCCCACCUGAAAAGCUAUUUCUUCCUUUCAAUCAUGCUGUUGCUAACCCUAGCCACGGCGGCGGAGGUAUACGUGAAAGGGAAACCACUCUCGCUGCAGAAAUUAACGGCGGCGGCGGACGCCGAGAUUAAAGGCAAAUCAGAACACAUGGAUAAGCAUUAA
Arachis ipaensis is the source of this 795-nucleotide messenger RNA. The record is from RefSeq and is a predicted model, not a curated record. NCBI's taxonomy places the organism in Eukaryota, Viridiplantae, Streptophyta, Magnoliopsida, Fabales, Fabaceae.